AUUAAUAGUCUAUUAUAGUAUUUAUACUCUAUUAUUUUUUAGUCUAUAACUGUAAAGCUAGAUCUAGAUUCUAAAGACUAUUAUAGCUAAGGAUGUGCCACUAGUAAAAGUUUGAAAAAGACUAAAUACACUAUUGGGUUGGGAGGGGCACCAAAGCCAAAGGGCCUUGCUGUGCCAGGCAUCUGACAUUAUCCUUAUGCCACUUACUGCAUCCCACCUUGUUAUUUUAUAAUUUAUAGAGGUUCAUUCUAAUAGAUCUACAUCUGUUUAUUUUAAUCCUAUUUAAUGUAUUUAAAAAAAAUUACUAUUACUAAUAUUUAAUCAAAUAUUUAUUACUAGUCGACCGGCGGCAUAGCAUGCGCCACUAUUUUGCAUGGCCGGUCUUAGGCCACUGCAACCUAUGCGACCGCAGUGGGCCCCCACUUUCAAAGGAUCCGCACUUUCAUAGGACCCGCGCUAAUUCAAGCGGUGAAACGUUGGCCAACAGGGACAGGAUAUUGCAAGGUCAAACAGACACUAAUUUAUCAGAUCUAGGGAAACAACAAGCUAAAUUAGUUGGGCUGCGACUCAGAGAUAUAAGAUUCACACAUAUGUUCUCUAGUGAUCUUGCCAGAGCUGCAGAAACGGCUACAGCGAUCGCAGCAGCAAAUGCUGCAUCUUCAUGUCAACUUGUAUUAGACAGCAGAUUACGAGAAAGGAGUUUUGGAGUUUUGGAAGGUAAAACUCUUCAUGAUCUUAAAGCUACAAUCAGCAAAUCAGGCAUGUCAUUUGAAACAUUUUCAAGCAAUGGGGCUGAAUCCAUGGAUAGCGUUAUAAGCAGAGCUAAAAGUUUCUUGGCGGAUCUUUUUAAGAUUAUGAGUACAAGUCACACUGACAUGGCCACCUUGGCUCCUAUAUCAAACACAGAAGAUUUUCUCACAGUGAGUAAUAAUGAUUUAAGUUAUUUUCAAUCCUCAUCAACAAUUGUAGUUCCUAAUGCAAGCAUGAUUUCACAUGCGAGUGUUCACUCCACUGACAGUCUGACAUCACUUAUAUCUGCCCCGCACUUGGCUGAUAUCCCUAGCUUGACCAGCCUUACAAGUUUGUUGGGUUUAGGCGGCAAGGAUUCCAUUCAAUCUUCAGACACAGAUCUUGCCAACACAUCACACCAGACCCCACAUUUGUCAAUCACUGAGUCAGUUCGGCUGGACACUGAUGAUGUCGGCACUGACCUGGAUGUGCCCAACAUCCUGGUUGUCAGUCAUGGACUCCUGCUUAGGGAGAUGACUCGUUUGAUUCUUGGCUGCUACUUGGGCAAGCUCGAUGGACAACUGAUCAAAGAGACGAUGCAUGUCUGUCACAACACAGGUGUCUCUAGGUAUCUGAUGCAAGUGACAAGUAUGAAUGAGAAAACAGAGAUCCAUUGUCUGAGAUGUUUAAUUGUGAAUGAUGUGUCACACUUGACAAGUAUUUAUCAAGGCAUGGUCACCCAGUUUAAUGGUGCAGCAUAAACACAAACGUUUUAGUCUGCUAUAGAUCCAAGUAGCUCUCAAGAUCUGCCAAUAUCUUUUAGUCUAUUAUAGAUACAAGUAGCUCUCAAGAUCUGCCAAUAUCUUUUAGUCUAUUAUAGAUACAAGUAGCUCUCAAGAUCUGCCAAUAUCUUUUAGUCUAUUAUAGAUACAAGUAGCUAUCAAGAUCUGCCAAUAUCUUUUAGUCUAUUAUAGAUACAAGUAGCUCUCAAGAUCUGCCAAUAUCUUUUAGUCUAUUAUAGAUACAAGUAGCUAUCAAGAUCUGCCAAUAUCUUUUAGUCUAUUAUAGAUACAAGUAGCUCUCAAGAUCUGCCAAUAUCUUUUAGUCUAUUAUAGAUACAAGUAGCUAUCAAGAUCUGCCAAUAUCUUUUAGUCUACUAUAGAUACAAGUAGUUAUCAAGAUCUGCCUAUAUCUUUUAGUCUAUUAUAGAUACAAGUAGCUCUCAAGAUCUGCCAAUAUCUUUUAGUCUAUUGUAGAUACAAGUAGCUAUCAAGAUCUGCCAAUAUCUUUUAGUCUACUAUAGAUACAAGUAGCUAUCAAGAUCUGCCAAUAUCUUUUAGUCUAUUAUAGAUACAAGUAGCUAUCAAGAUCUGCCAAUAUCUUUUAGUCCACUAUAGAUACAAGUAGCUCUCAAGAUCUGCCAAUAUCCUUCAGUCUAUUAUAGAUACAAGUAGCUCUCAAGAUCUGCCAAUAUAUUUUAGUAUAUCAUAGAUACAAGUAGCUCUUUAUGUCAUUACAUUGGUUUUGUAUUAGUGUUGAUGUGUUUUCAAGUAAACAAUUCUCCAUAGUUAAAAUUAACAAGUCAUAAAUUUUUGUGAAUUACUGCCAUGUUUUAUGCUAAAUUAAGAAUGAAGCUGCUUACCUUAUAAGCUUUUAGUUUGUUGUUUUUAUUCCCCUGAUUUAAUCAGUCCAAAUGAGCUACAUAAUGUGAACAGUUAAAAUCCAUUUCUGAUAGAUUCAAUAUUUUGUUUGUGUAACUAAUGUAAUUAAAUAUUACCUUAUUUUAGAAAGUCAUGUAAACCAUGCAGCAGUUGUAAGUUACAUAGAUCAAAGUAAAGCUUGUUUUGAUGCAUUCUGGGAACUGACUAGAGGCUUCCAUUACCAUAUUUUGAUGAUGUCUUAAAAACAUAAAUUUUAUACUGGCAGAGGAGUAUUGUUAAAGCAACAUUUCCCAGUCAAAGAGAUGGCUGCCAGAGUUUUGCGAGACAAGAUACUAGGCAGACACAGCAUUCUACAAAAAUGCUUUAGUAGCAGGUGUGCACCCAUAUUACAGCUACAUCAGCCAUGUAAAAACAUAUUUAUUUCUGUGUUCUCUAUUACAUAGUUAAUUCAGAUUUAAAUUAAAUUUAUUACAGAUAUAUCAUUUGGGCAAUGUACUGAAUUCCCAACAAAUUCAUUCUAGUUUGGCCUUUGAUUAACCUGUAAAUAUCUACUUUCAAAUGAUAUCUAAACAUCCCCUUCCCACUUGCAGCCCAUAAAUCCUUAAUUUUAACCAAUUUUAGUGGCUACUAAACAAUCUUUGCAGUAUAUCUUUUUGAAAUCUAAUUUUAUUUCAUAAUUUUGCAAGGUGCAAACUUUACAAAAGUGCUGAAAUGGGCCUACCAGUAUUUGUUUGGUAUUUAUUUUGGCAUUGAUACAUUAUGUUUAAAUAGAAAAUACUUGUAUGCCUUUAAAAAAUUUACUUUACCAUAUAUUUUUUUUUAUAGAAUGAUCUGACUACUUUCAAUAGUAAAUAAAACCAAAACUCUUA
This is a messenger RNA of Biomphalaria glabrata, 3259 nucleotides long. RefSeq names its product fructose-2,6-bisphosphatase TIGAR B-like. Gene Ontology annotation, cellular component: cytosol. Lineage: Eukaryota; Metazoa; Mollusca; Gastropoda; Planorbidae. The transcript has 6 exons. The coding region runs from base 357 to 1490 and encodes 377 amino acids. Gene Ontology annotation, molecular function: fructose-2,6-bisphosphate 2-phosphatase activity. Gene Ontology annotation, biological process: regulation of pentose-phosphate shunt; fructose 1,6-bisphosphate metabolic process; positive regulation of DNA repair. The record is from RefSeq and is a predicted model, not a curated record.